AUGUGUGAGGAGUUGGCAGCCCUCCAAAGUCUCAAAGGGACUACGACGGGGGAGGAUGUUUUCGGCAAAGUGUACCAAACCAUGGAAGAGUUGGACCUGGACUGGUCAAAGAUGGCCAGCAUCACAACUGACGGGGCUCCUAGUAUGGUGGGCAUGUCUCGUGGUCUAAUAGGACACAUGAAAUGGGAGAUGGAAGAACGGGGUCUCACCGCCCUGCUACAAGUCCACUGCCUAAUUCACCAGCAAGCACUGUGCUGCAAAGUGUUGACAUGGGAUUCUGUCAUGAAGGUUGUGGUGUCAUGCAUAAACUUCAUCAGAGCAAAGGAACCUAAACACAGGCAGUUCCAAGAAUUCCUGUCUGAACUGGAAUCUGUGCAUGGAGGUGUGCUGUACUACACAGAGGUCCGAUGGAUGAGCCGGGGCAGAGUUUUGAAGUGUUUUUACGAGCUGCUACCUGAAAUUAGCGCAUUUCUUCAUUCACUAAACAAAACGGUGCCAGAGCUGAUCGACCCAGAAUGGAAAUGGCACCUCGCAUUUUUAACAGACAUGACAGAAAUGCUGAACAGCUUUAACUUGCAGCUACAAGGCCAGGGAAAACUCAUUUGCGACAUCUAUUCCCACAUAAAAGCAUUUGAGGUGAAACUAGAGCUGCUUUUGGGACAAGUGAAAAGGCACAGCUUCAUCCAUUCUCCCUGCUACACAAAACCUCUCUGCAGAGAACCCAGCGGUCCAGUUUCCAGCUGA
Molecule: messenger RNA, 744 nt
Organism: Penaeus monodon (black tiger shrimp)
Lineage: Eukaryota; Metazoa; Arthropoda; Malacostraca; Decapoda; Penaeidae
Product: general transcription factor II-I repeat domain-containing protein 2-like
Exons: 1
Coding region: 1-744 (247 amino acids)
Source: RefSeq, a predicted model, not a curated record